CCUCCUGCCGGUCUUCUUCCGAGAAGGAAGCGGAAGUGACGCGCGGAGCCCAGGAGUUGGUGGGAGAGCCGGAAAGCGAGAGGGGGAGGGGCCGGGCCCGGGAGCCGCGGAGCUGCCGCCGCCGCUGUCGCUGUCUCUACCCCUGCCGCCGCCGCACCCCAGGGGGCAAGAUGGCUGAAAUCAGUGACCUUGACCGCCAGAUUGAACAACUGCGGCGCUGUGAGCUCAUCAAGGAGAGCGAGGUCAAAGCCCUCUGUGCCAAGGCCAGAGAGAUCUUGGUAGAGGAAAGCAACGUCCAGAGAGUAGACUCACCAGUUACAGUCUGUGGGGAUAUCCAUGGCCAGUUCUAUGACCUUAAAGAGCUCUUCAGGGUGGGUGGUGAUGUGCCUGAGACCAACUAUCUCUUCAUGGGAGAUUUUGUGGACCGCGGCUUCUACAGUGUCGAAACGUUCUUGUUGCUACUGGCACUCAAGGUCCGCUACCCUGAUCGGAUCACACUGAUCCGUGGCAACCAUGAGAGCAGACAGAUCACCCAGGUAUAUGGAUUUUAUGACGAGUGCCUGAGGAAAUACGGCUCUGUCACAGUGUGGCGCUACUGCACUGAGAUCUUUGACUACCUCAGCCUCUCUGCCAUCAUUGACGGCAAGAUCUUCUGUGUCCAUGGUGGCCUGUCCCCCUCCAUCCAGACACUGGAUCAGAUCCGGACGAUAGAUCGCAAACAGGAGGUUCCCCAUGAUGGUCCCAUGUGUGAUCUUCUGUGGUCUGACCCUGAAGACACUACAGGCUGGGGAGUGAGUCCUCGAGGUGCUGGCUACUUAUUUGGCAGCGAUGUGGUGGCACAGUUCAAUGCGGCAAAUGACAUUGACAUGAUCUGUCGAGCACACCAGCUGGUCAUGGAGGGAUACAAGUGGCACUUCAACGAAACGGUGCUCACUGUGUGGUCGGCUCCCAACUACUGCUACCGCUGUGGGAAUGUGGCAGCCAUCUUGGAACUAGACGAACACCUUCAGAAGGAAUUUAUCAUCUUUGAAGCAGCCCCUCAAGAAACUCGGGGCAUCCCAUCUAAGAAGCCUGUUGCGGACUACUUCCUGUGAAUGUUCCUCCUAUCUCCCCCUGUGCGGCUUCUGGUUUCUAUUCUGACUAGGGUGGGCAGCAUUUUUUCCAAAUUUGGCAGGGUUCAGGUCUCUUUCUCUCCCCCCACUUCCCACUCCAUGCCCCUGGCCCAAUAAAUCCUCCAUUCUGGAUCCUUUAGUCUGAAAUUGGCCAUCUUUCCCCAGAUUGCUGUUUCCCAGCCAAUAUUUGUCUUUUGAGGGCUGCCCUAACUUUUAUUCUCCAUCUAAAAACACUUCUUGGGGCUUCUGGUCACUGGAGAAACACAGAACUAACUCUCUUGCUCCAGAUCAUGCCAUGCAAAAAAAUCAGCCCAGAAAUAGAGAAAAGCUGUAGACCUUCAGGAUUCACUGGCUUCAUAGAGUGUUGAUAGCUUCCUUGUCUAACUCUCUGGCUCAUCUGCAGUGCAUCUCUACCUGCUUGAAGGACUGGAAACUUAUACAAAAGUAUUGGAUAGAGAGAACUGGACUCAGACAUGCAGAUAAACCAGUGGCAAAAAAAAUUAUAUAUCUGAAAUUUAAGGGGGCUAAAUCUCUGGAUUGUUCCUCUGCUUCUGUGCCACUUAGGAGUUAAACCAGGAAGCAACUUUCUGGCCAGCUGACCUUGGAACUCUAUGGGUUUGGUGCCAUUCCAUAGCAUUUAAGCAGAGAACAGGAAGUGCUUCAAAACUUGCUGUAACUGGUUGCUGGAAGACCUGAAACGGUGGUUUCUUGGCACUUCAGUGUAUCGUCUGCUUAAGCCAUCUGGUAUAGUUUGAUCUAGAUUAGGAAGUGGUUGCUCUGUGUGCCGCCUCCUCUCCUCCCUGCUUUCCUCCUUAAAAGCUUUCUGGCUAGUCUCCAGUUUGUUGCACCAGAAAAUCUUGACCAUGCAAAAAUUAGUAAUCCUUCAGAUCACUGGAGGAUCCAAGUACUCUGUGGAAUCCAUUCAACUCUGGUUGAUGAUGGAUUUAUUAAAUCCUUCCUUGGCAGGGCUGUAUCUAGGUUCUACUCCUCCUUGUCCCCCUUUCCUGGGUGGGGAGACUGGGACCACAUCACGCUAAUAACUUUGACCAAUGAGUGUGGCCUCUUUCCCCCACUCUGACAUCCUGCCCACUGAGGGAUGGUGUAUCCAAAUCCCAUCCAUCCCCUCGGGUCAAAGUUCUCCACCCCAUUCCCUUUGUUCCUGUGAAGGGGUACUCCUGUCCAGAAACCUACUUAGAGUUAGAAGGAGGGAACUUCCUAUUACUUUUCCUGUGUCUAGGAGGAGCUUUCCCUUCUAUCUCCCAUGAUUUGUCUCUUGCUCUAAUUUUAUUUUGUUUUCAUUUUGGUUUUUUCCUAUUGACAACUUUUAGAUAAAAAAUUCUAAUAAAACUAAGAAAAAAUUGA
Hemicordylus capensis (graceful crag lizard) is the source of this 2474-nucleotide messenger RNA. It is a transcript of the gene PPP4C, whose product is annotated as protein phosphatase 4 catalytic subunit. Gene Ontology annotation, molecular function: protein serine/threonine phosphatase activity. Gene Ontology annotation, biological process: peptidyl-serine dephosphorylation; double-strand break repair via homologous recombination. Bases 171 to 1094 code for a protein of 307 amino acids. NCBI's taxonomy places the organism in Eukaryota, Metazoa, Chordata, Lepidosauria, Squamata, Cordylidae. The record is from RefSeq and is a predicted model, not a curated record. Gene Ontology annotation, cellular component: cytoplasm; nucleus. The transcript has 9 exons.